Molecule: messenger RNA, 4321 nt
Organism: Mya arenaria
Lineage: Eukaryota; Metazoa; Mollusca; Bivalvia; Myida; Myidae
Exons: 2
Coding region: 191-1975 (594 amino acids)
Source: RefSeq, a predicted model, not a curated record
UUACAAGGCUAUGUAGCGUAUUGCCAUCAGUUAAGUUGGGAAAUUAAAAACGUUCACUUCAUUAUCAUGGGGACAAUAUAUUUGUAUGCUACAUAUGACUGAGUGAUUCCUACCUUCACUUUACGCAUCCAGUUAUGCGUAGUGCAAAAUAAGCUAGUGAAAACUUUAUUCGUAAAUCCAUAAAUUACAAAUGGCUGAAGCACGAAUGGAGUAUAAACACAUAUUGGACAUCCUCCUAAAUAUUAAAGGGAAGGUGGACACUAUUGAAAAGGACGUGCAUUUACAGAACAAGCAGCAUGUGGAUAGCAUCAGGAAAAUUAAUGAGAGACAAAACUGUAUAGAGAGAAAGCUGGAGGAAAUAAAAAUGCCAGGUGUGUGUUCUAACGCAAACAGAAGCAAGCGUCCAACAGAACAUUGCCAAAGUAAAGCUGAAACUUUAAACAGAUCACCGCCUAUGUCAACAAAAGGAAAUCCAUCUAGUGAACACAUGUCUGCAUGGGGGAAAGAUAACUUUAUCAAUCAGGUACGGGCAGAGAUUCACCAACUGGGAGGUAACAAGGAAAUAAAAACAGGACUGACAAAGUCUGCGUCCUUCAAUGAUCCAUCUACAAAACCGUUGAAAAAACCUGUGAGAAAUGUUGUCUCAGAUCCACUUCCUAAAGACGCCAAAAAAAAGUAUGAGCAGUUUCAGCGAGAAUGUCUCUCAAAGGCAAUACAGUGGAACAUGGCUGACAUUAUUGCAGGGUGCAAAGCCCACAAGAAAAUCGAAUUGCCCGAGUGGGUCACGCCUGAUGAUGUUAGACGUAUUAAUUACAAUAAUAGGCGAAAGAACAAUAACUUAAGGAAAUUUCUAUGCUUGCUCGUAAAACAAGACUAUGACAGAAUGUGGAACUGGUUGUGUACCUACAAAGAACUUCCUCAAAAUAUUCAGGAAAAGGUAUCGAGAACAUUCAGGGAAUUUUUCGACAUUGACCCAAUCAAAUCAAAAUUAUGCUGCCUACGAUGCAGACUUGUAGCAAAUACAUGUGUUACAAAAGUUGCUGAUCAAUUAUGGAGUGCAGAUAUUUUGUCCGACGGACUUUAUAUUCAACUUAUAGAUACAGACAAAAAAGCCGGGGACCAGCAAAAUCUCUGGGAACAAGUUAUUAUAGAAUGUUUGGAUUAUGGGAGCAUACAAAAUGUCCUUUGUGUAUUGAAAGUCGUAUUUUCAGAUCUUGUUACAAAAACGCAAGGAAAAGAGAAGGAAGAAUUUCAAGAAAUAUUGGAAGAUAUUGAUCAGUGUGGUGAAAAUGUUGAAAAAUUACUCGACUGCCAAUGUCAUGAACUCUGCUUGAAAUCAUUGCAUCCUCUCUCCUGUGUAAAAACAUAUUCAUCAGUUGGGAUGUAUAUGUCCCCACCGGUUACAAGAAAGCAUAAGCAAAAACAGCGACCCCCUCCAAUCGAGGACAUACCCGAAUCCAGAAGAUAUCAACAUCCGACCACUAGACAAUUAAGGAAAGGUCCACCGAUAAGUCCAAUAAGGUCUGAGUCGUCCAUAUCUUCCCCAAGCUCCGACUCCAGUGCCAGCAUUAACUGUCCGGGUAGUGGAGAAUACUCUCCAGAGGAGGAUGGUGAACAAAAGAAAGCAACGAAUCCAGAUUCAAGUGCAUCAGUUCAGGAAAGCAAGCACUGCGUUCAAAGACAAAGAAGCAGGUCCUCCAAAAAGAGACAAAAUCGAGAAGAAAAACGUCAAAAAGAAGGUACGGUCAGUAAUGAGAACAUAGAAGAAAAUCAGCCAAAUAAGAACUUGGUGAGAAAUCCAGUCCCUUGUUGGAUUGAUUCAAAGGACCGUAAAAUAAUACAAAUGACCACCUACAACCUAUUCCAGAAAACAGAAAAUAAGCCUCAUUAUAUACGUGGAGGCAACGUGUAUGUAAAAAGUGUGAUUCAAAAACAUGGGAAUAAUUCCGAUGACAAUGAUGAAUUAAAUGACUAAAUUAAAAUAAUUAGUUUCUCAAUUAAAGAUGAAGCAGCAUAGAAAAUAUCGUUUUUUAUGCUCUAUUCUCCAAUGAACAUUCGAUCUAAUUAUUCAUAAAAAUGAGGAGUUAAAAUGCUAAUCAAGUCGACUCAGAAGAUAAGGAAUGCUGCUAAUUUGGUAUUAAAAAGGUUUUAUAAUUUUCUGCAUAAAAAGAAAAAUAUUAUAUAACUCCUCUCUGUUCAAAGUCAUUAUAAAUUUAUUGAACCAUGUUAGUCAUAAAAUGGUAGUUUAUUACAUAAAUCACCAUUUUGCUUUUACAAUUUAUUGUCUCAAGUUUCUUAAAUGUCUAAAGUUUAUUAAAUACGGCUUACUACAAACAUUUCAUGAUUUAAGUUAUGUCUAACAUUAGAUUGUAUAGUAUUAUACUCUCUGGCCCAAGUGGUAAAUAAGUGAUAGUUUCAUUAUAAUCAUAUUAUCAUGUUUUCACACUUGAUUUUGUCCCAUUUAUUUAUACACAAAUACAAUGUUUAACAGAAAUAUAUUUAUGAUCUCAUGAAGUGAUACUGGUAUCUUAAUGUUCCAUUUCAAUGCUGUAAAGAGAAAUUCAAAAUUACAUUUAAAUCAUUCUAGAAGUGUAUAUUUAAUGAAAAUAGAAAUAUGCGUAACAUUUAUUUUGUUCAAUGUACAGACAUAAAACCAUUUUGCUCUUAAAUCCAAGAAUAAUUGUUUUAAGUCCACAAUUUAUAACUGAAUGUUUUAAUCAACUUAUAGUAAAAAGAAUUGUAUUGUAUAGUGUAAAAUUAAUGCUCAAUUUUCCACUAUUGUGUUCAAACUCUUUGUUUUAUUGCCAUGAAUCUAUCAGCAUUAUAUUUAAAUUUGUUGUGUAAUAUCAAAGUAUAAUUUUGAAAACAUAUCAUAUAUUAAGUUAAGUAUUUUGUUUCCCUGAGGUAUGUACAUUUACCUGUUUUCUACAAUAAACUAUCUUAGGAAUGUGGGAUCCCAUACAGUUUGCGUUACUGAUAACUGAUAUUGACAGGGACCUAUUUUUAUACAUGUCCAUUAAAAAUCAUGUUUUACCAACAGAUAUUAUAUAUUUGAUGUUAAAGUAUUACUUCCACAUUCGAAUGGAUGAACAGUAAUGUUUAGUAAUAUUUACAUGUUUAUUUUAGUUUCUAAUAAAUGUUUGGAAUCUAUGUGUUUCCAUGCACUUUUAAAAGUAUAGUACGACACUGAUAAAUAUGUUUAAAUAUAAAUGACAAUGUUGUCCCCAUUUCAAAUUUAUUAUUUGUUCUGUGUAAACACUAGACCAUUGGGAACCAAAUGCUUGUCGGUUAAUCAGUUGAAAAAAGGGAACGGAAGAAAAAGUUAUGGACCUUGCAACAAAUGUGCUUAUUGUCACUGGAAAAAAAAUGUAUGCAAAAUUUCAUGAGAUUUAAAACAUUUUUUUUAGUUCUUGCCAUGGUAUAAAACUGCCUGAUAAUAACAAAGCUUUCACGAUACCUCUGUUUCUUUACCCAGAAAGGCAAGCUAACAAGGGCAAAGCGGAACGCUGCAUUGUAGCCAGAUUUUGUAUUGUGUCAAUUGUGUUAUUCAAUUGUAUGGUAAGUGGAAGUAAUUAAAAAUGCUUUUUACUACCAUUUAUUGUAUGUUUGGAGCUUUAUUGGAUUGGAUUUGAAGUUAAUGCAUACUUUGAUAAGAUUUACCUUUUUAUGUUUUACUUUAUUCAGGAUUGUUGUGAUAAGGGUGGGGUUGUGCACGCAAACUGGUUAAAACCCCCAGUAAAUUCACAUUUUACUGACCGUUCCAAGGCGGUACAAUCCUUGUUACACACACCUACUUUUUAUAUAGAAUAUAUGCACUGUGUUGUUUGUGGAGUUCUGUGCUGUUGUUCCAUGUUUCUUGUUUGUGAUUUUUUUGUUUGUGUGUUAUAUGUCUUUGGCGAUUAACCUGUGCCAUUAAACGGGGUUUAUGUUUAAAUUUUUGGCUAUUGAGCUUGUUUCUGUAGUUUUUCAUAUAAAUAUUGUUAGACGCACAAUAUUGUGCGGAAUGAAGCCCAAAAUGUCUUAAUAUCACGCAUUUAUUGAAAGACGGUUCGACAUGAAAGAACCGAUGAAGUUUAGAUCUUGACUCGCCUAUCUUGAUUAUCUAACUAAAGAACUCAGAAUAGCUAUUAUUUAUAUAAUUUGAAACGGGUUUAAGUGCAGUAAAGGAGUAUAGAAAGUACCUAUAGCGGCCUUCAAAGAUUUCAUAACUGGUCAUUUCACGUUCGAUUUAGGUUAAAAUAAAGAGCCAAUUUCAACGGCGGGUACGGUGAAUGACUUUAGAGGGGCGUUUACUAUGGGCGCAACAUUUUGACGUGAGCGC